AUGAAUGCGCCGCCCUCGAGUCAACCUGUACUGGGCGACGAAGAGGACACACUAUCAACACCAGACGACAAUGCCGCACGCAGAAAACCUCGAAACAAUGCAGCCACGGGCGCUUCAGCUGCCGGUGUUCGUGCCCUCAGCGCUCAGCUAGUUGCCUUUUACUUUAGGGUACCCGUAAAGGCCUUUUUCCGCACUCGGGUUGAUUACAUGGCAUUUGCUAGAGCGGUUUAUCCCAACCCCUCUGAAGGAAGCCGCUGGUCAUUAAAUACUACCACACCCGGCCUUUUGAUCCAUGCCGUUCGUACAUAUGGUUGA
Molecule: messenger RNA, 315 nt
Organism: Aspergillus calidoustus
Lineage: Eukaryota; Fungi; Ascomycota; Eurotiomycetes; Eurotiales; Aspergillaceae
Source: the annotation of a GenBank genome assembly